AUGGAGAGGUCCAUUAAACUUGCAUUAGUAAUGGCUGUUAUCUCCAUCCUGGUGUCUUAUGAACCAGUGGAAGCGUGGUACAAGCAAGUUGCUGGCCCGAGCUACUACUCUGUUGGCAGGGCGUCAGGCUUGCUGUCUGGUAUCCGGCGAUCACCGUACAUCAAAAGGGCUGAGUCCGAGUUGAAUGACAGCAGAGAUUCUACAGUGAACAGCGUGCUUCCAGACAGCAGCAAUCGUCAAAAUUCGGUCCUCAAAACUAUGCCUAUUUGUCUUAAAGAUAUUACACCCAAUCUGCAAAGCUGCGAACUUGCCCUGGACGGCACCGGCUAUUUCCAGUGUAAAGCAGACGUGCUCGUGUCUCUGGACUCAUCGGACUGUGUGCACGCCUGAACCCACGCGCCAAGUUCUGACAAAUGAACACCAAGGACUGACUGAUGGUAUACAAGAUUUGAUUUAUACGUUUUCCUGUCUUCAUUUUACAUUCUUAUUAAGUGUUCAUACAUUUUCUUUCAAACGUUUACUUGCACUUAUCUUUAAAAUAUCUACAUGUUAUGUCUAAGAAUGUACUGUACAUACGUGAAAUGAGUACGUUGGUAAUUAUUAAAUUAAACUUACAUUGCACCUACAUUGUCUGUGGC
Hypomesus transpacificus is the source of this 638-nucleotide messenger RNA. It is a transcript of the gene npb, whose product is annotated as neuropeptide B. Gene Ontology annotation, molecular function: G protein-coupled receptor binding. Gene Ontology annotation, biological process: feeding behavior; G protein-coupled receptor signaling pathway. The record is from RefSeq and is a predicted model, not a curated record. Lineage: Eukaryota; Metazoa; Chordata; Actinopteri; Osmeriformes; Osmeridae. Bases 1 to 390 code for a protein of 129 amino acids. The transcript has 2 exons.